UCUCUCUCUCUAACUCUUUCAAGACCUCCCCAACUGACUCGCUCUCUCUCUCUCUACCCACAUACACAUAUAUAUAUUCAUUGUGUGUUUGUUUUUUUCAUUUUCAAUUGAAUUCCAGACAAGCAAGCGAGAAGACGAAGCUGUUCUCGAUCUUCUUGCUUGUUCUUGCUAUACAUAUACACAUACACAUACAUAGAUAUAGAUAUAGCUAUAUAUAUAGAGAGAUAGAUUUGGCAUUGUGGGUGGAGGGAGAUGGGGAAGAUAGCGAAUACUAUACAUGGGUUGAAACCAGCGAUGAUGAUGGCGGUGGUUCAGGUUGCAUUGGCAGGAGUCAAUGUAUUCUACAAACUGGCUUCGAGUAUUGGAAUGAGCAUGAGCGUCUUGAUUGCCUAUCGCUUUGUCUUUGCUGCUGCCUUCAUUGUCCCUAUCGCUCUCCUCCUUGAAAGGAAAAGUAGACCAAAGUUAACAUGGAAAGUGGCGUGCCAAGCUUUUCUUUGUGGGUUACUUGGGUAAGUUGCAUGUACAUAUAUGUAUAUAUAUAUAUGCUUGACUAUAUAUAUAGAG
Messenger RNA from Camellia sinensis, 564 nucleotides. The record is from RefSeq and is a predicted model, not a curated record. Lineage: Eukaryota; Viridiplantae; Streptophyta; Magnoliopsida; Ericales; Theaceae.